Molecule: messenger RNA, 2117 nt
Organism: Microcebus murinus (gray mouse lemur)
Lineage: Eukaryota; Metazoa; Chordata; Mammalia; Primates; Cheirogaleidae
Gene: ANXA4
Product: annexin A4
Cellular component (GO): nucleus; plasma membrane; vesicle membrane
Molecular function (GO): calcium-dependent phospholipid binding; phosphatidylserine binding; calcium ion binding
Source: RefSeq, a predicted model, not a curated record
GAAGUGGGGCGGAUCCGCCCAGGAUAAGACCCGCUGUCCGGCCGAACCAGGGUGUGACCUCCGCGGCCACAGAGGACGAGCGCAGCCCCGUCUGGGCACAAGCGGGGAACAUCUGCCGGGGAGACUGAACUCUGAUCUCGACACAGAGUUAUGGCCAUGGCAACCAAAGGAGGCUCCAUCAAACCUGCCUCAGCAUUCAAUGCUGCCGAAGACGCCCAGAGCCUGCGGAAGGCCAUGAAAGGGCUGGGCACCGAUGAAGAUGCCAUCAUCAGAGUCCUCGCCUACCGCAGCACUGCCCAGCGCCAGGAAAUCAGGACGGCCUACAAGACCACCAUUGGCAGGGACCUGAUAGACGACCUGAAGUCAGAACUGAGUGGCAACUUCGAGCAGACGAUAGUGGCGCUGAUGACGCCCACGGUGCUGUAUGACGUGCAGGAGCUGCACCGGGCCAUGAAGGGAGCCGGCACGGACGAGGGCUGCCUGAUCGAGAUCCUGGCCUCCCGGACCCCUGAGGAGAUCCGGCGCAUAAACCAGAUCUACCAGCAGCAAUAUGGACGGAGCCUUGAAGAUGACAUUUGCUCUGACACGUCAUUCAUGUUCCAGCGAGUGCUGGUGUCUCUGUCAGCGGGUGGUAGGGAUGAAGGAAAUCAGCUGGAUGAUGAUCUUGUGAGGCAGGAUGCCCAGGACCUGUAUGAGGCUGGAGAGAAGAAAUGGGGGACAGAUGAGGUGAAAUUUCUAACUGUUCUCUGUUCCCGGAAUCGAAAUCAUCUGUUGCAUGUGUUUGAUGAAUACAAAAGGAUAUCACAGAAGGAUAUUGAACAGAGUAUUAAAUCUGAAACAUCUGGGAGCUUUGAAGAUGCUCUGCUGGCUAUAGUUAAGUGUAUGAGGAACAAAUCUGCAUAUUUUGCUGAAAGGCUUUAUAAAUCGAUGAAGGGCUUGGGCACGGAUGAUAACACCCUCAUCCGAGUGAUGGUUUCUCGAGCAGAGAUUGACAUGAUGGACAUCCGGGCACACUUCAAGAGGCUCUAUGGAAAGUCUCUGUACUCUUUCAUCAAGGGCGACACAUCAGGAGACUACAGGAAGGUACUGCUAAUCAUCUGUGGAGGAGACGAUUAAAAUAAAAUCCCAGAAAGACAGGAGGAUUCUCAACACUUUGAAUUUUUUUAACUUCAUUUUUCUACACUGCUAUUAGCAUUAUCUCAGGAUGCUUAUUUCCAAUUAAAACGCCUACAGUUGCCUCCUUGGUUAUAGACUGUAUUAUUAUUCAUCUAUAAUUAGUCAUUAUGAUGCUUUAAAGUUGUACUUGCAUUUCAAAGCUUACAAGACCUAAAUGGAGAUUUAAAAUUAGAAAUAAAAAUGUACUCCAUGUUUUUAACAGAUUACUUCUUCAUUGGUGUUUCACAGAAACUGAAUAUAUUAUUUCAUAUUUUCUUCACAAUGAAAAACUUUUAAAAUGGAAGACUGGAAGACUUUUAAAAAAUCUUUUUCGUCCCUAAUCUUAUUUUCAGAGUGGCUAGUAAUUUCUUCAUUUGAAAUUGUGAGCAUCCAGCUAGUAAGAAUACCAAUCCAAUUUCUAUUUUUCAUAGUUAUUGGUUAUAGAUAUGAAAGCAUCCACAAAUCUCUAUUUUUUAGGUUUUGUCUAUAGUGUUAGUUGAUCUUUACUAAGUUUUGUGUGGGAGACUUCAUCACAUCUUCUGUUAUGAUCACUUUUCUCCAGUUGAAGUAUACAAAAUCACCAAUUUAUCUGAACAAAAUAAAUUCUAAGUGUGGUUAUACAAAUCAUACAUGUCUGGUUACCAAACAUAAAUGCUGAACAUUCCACAAAAUUAUGGUUAAUGUCUUAAUCCAGCUUGAAGGUGAAUGGGAAAAAAAUUACGCUUCAAACUAGGUAUUCUGGUAAUGAUGUAAUGCUCUGAAUUUAGUUUGACUUAAAACUUUUUGAGCUAAAAAUACUUUUUAAAAUCUUUUUUGAUUUUGUUGAUUGUAGUAAUUUAUGUUUGCACUAUGCCUUUCAACUCUAGAAUCAUUCUAAAGGUGUUCUUGGAUUUCAUUUAAAAAUUUACUUUGUAUGAACACGGAAAAAUAAUUUUAAUAAAAAAUGGUGCCUUUAAAAUGAA